Molecule: messenger RNA, 1476 nt
Organism: Linepithema humile (Argentine ant)
Lineage: Eukaryota; Metazoa; Arthropoda; Insecta; Hymenoptera; Formicidae
Product: potassium/sodium hyperpolarization-activated cyclic nucleotide-gated channel 2-like
Biological process (GO): potassium ion transmembrane transport; sodium ion transmembrane transport; regulation of membrane depolarization
Cellular component (GO): HCN channel complex
Molecular function (GO): voltage-gated potassium channel activity
Source: RefSeq, a predicted model, not a curated record
AUGGCAUCAAAUAAAAAUCCAGGCGCUUGCAAAUAUCUACGUAGUCAUGCUUCUAUAGUCUCGGAAAAGCGACGGCAUUUACGUAAUUACAGAUACAUUAUUCAUCCAUUCAGUAUGUUUAGACAUUACUGGGAUUUCACAAUGAUUUUAAUUAUGAUAUGCUUGCUAUUCGCUGUUCCGCAUCAAGCUGCCUUCGAAAUAAGCCAACGCUCGCAUUACUGGACAUUUUCCAAAAAUUUCCUGCUUUUCUUCUGUUGCAUGGACGUGAUUGUUAAUUUUAUGACAGGAUAUUUUGACAAGCUGCAUCACAUCGUCGUGAUGGAGCAGAAGCAAAUAAUGAAGAGAUAUCUAAAACGUAUCUUUCUGCCAGACCUGCUGGGCUCUCUAAUGACUGACAUCGUAUUUGUUGCAGUGUGGCAAAAGUUUACAGUCACGCGGGAAUUAGCGUCUUUGAUAUGCGGAUUUCGCGUGUUCUCUCUCACUUCCUACAUAAGAAAAAUUGCCCAUGUGUAUGACGUUCCAAUAGCUCUCUACAAAGUCUGCAUCGCGAUAUUUUGGCUGGUAAUAACAUUGCACUGGCAAUCUUGCCUCUACUGGCUAAUGCCGAUAGCGACGACCUCCAUGUAUCUACCAGAACGUCCCGCGAACGGUUCCUGGCUACAUGAAUUCGAUCUUUGGGAAGAAUCUAAAGCCCGACAAUAUUUAUCCAGCCUUUUACGCGCUAUCUCCACUUUCCUUUCCUCGGGCUUUCUGCAUAGCAAACCGAGAAAUGAGACGGACCUCACGCUUGUGAUUAUCUCACAAAUCUUCGGUAGUUUGAUUAUUUGGAUUCUAAUAGCUUACGUGAGACUGUUCUUCAAGGGCGCUAACGGUUCUAAGACGAAAUAUCGAAACAUCAUAUCGCAACUCAAACAAUAUAUGAUUCAUCGGCAGCUACCGCACACGACUCAACAUCGUAUCUUAGCUUACUACGAAUUUUGCUUUCAACAGCGAUAUUUUCGCGAGAUCGAGAUUCUCAACAUAUUGUCUAUGCAGAUGCGUCAGGAAAUUAACAUGCACGCCUGUCGUAAGCUCGUGGAAAACGUCACGUUCUUUAACAAUCUGCCUCUCGCUUUACUCACGCGCAUCGUCGCCCUGCUGAAGUCUGAGAUAUUUCUAACGAACGACGUGAUUGUACGAGCCAAUCAACCAGGUGACUGUAUGUACUUUAUUGCUAUCGGCACGGUGGCGAUUUACACGAGUUCCGGCAGGGAAGUGUGUCACUUAGAGGACGGCGCGCAUUUCGGGGAGAUCGUUUUGGUGAUGCCGGAGGAGCGGAGAGUGGCCAGCGUGGUCGCUGUUGAAAUUUGCGAAUUAUAUCGUCUGGAUCGCGCUGAUUUUGCCAGAACAAUUCAUCCGUAUCCCAUGCUAUGGGAACAAAUCAAGAAAAUAGCUAUCGAGAGGCACGAAAGAACAACAAUAUUGAAUGCGGAAUAA